This is a messenger RNA of Odontomachus brunneus, 2929 nucleotides long. RefSeq names its product protein gooseberry-like. The record is from RefSeq and is a predicted model, not a curated record. Lineage: Eukaryota; Metazoa; Arthropoda; Insecta; Hymenoptera; Formicidae. Gene Ontology annotation, biological process: anatomical structure development; regulation of transcription by RNA polymerase II. Bases 382 to 1599 code for a protein of 405 amino acids. The transcript is spliced from 6 exons. Gene Ontology annotation, molecular function: DNA-binding transcription factor activity, RNA polymerase II-specific; RNA polymerase II cis-regulatory region sequence-specific DNA binding.
GAAGCCACCAGGUCCCGCUUCGCUUCGCAGUAAAAAAUAAAAAGGAAGGCGAGCCAGCUCCGUUUCGCCACGGCGCGGUAGAAUCCUGCGGAGGACUCGUACACGCAAUUAGUACGAUUUUCAUCUUCUUGCCACCACAACACGUUUGCUCGUCAUCAUUGGACGUACUGUUGGCGAUUGUGACGCGUCGGAAAGUGAGGAGUUGUGAGCCGGGUAUCGGUGAUCGAGAGGGUAGACUUUGGACUCGUGGGUUUCUGAAUUUUCUUGUGGUAGUGUGCUGGGGUGACCAAAAGGAACAGGUAGAGAGAAAGAGGGAAAGAGAGAGAGAAAGAGAGAGAGAGAGAGAGAGAGAGAGAGAGAAAGAUUGGAAGCAACAUCUAGAUGGCAGUCAGCACUCUCAACAUGGCACCCUACUUCACUGGAUACCCUUUCCAAGGGCAGGGUCGCGUGAAUCAGUUGGGCGGUGUGUUCAUCAACGGCCGUCCGUUACCGAACCAUAUCCGACUGAAGAUCGUCGAAAUGGCAGCCGCCGGCAUCAGGCCGUGCGUCAUAUCGCGACAACUGAGGGUCUCUCACGGCUGCGUCUCGAAGAUCCUGAAUCGGUAUCAGGAGACGGGAUCGAUCAGACCCGGUGUGAUCGGUGGCAGCAAGCCGCGAGUCGCGACGCCGGAGGUCGAGGCGAGAAUCGAGGAUCUCAAGCGACAAAACCCUGGGAUCUUUAGCUGGGAGAUACGCGACAAAUUAAUCAAGCAGGACGGAGUCUGCGACAAAAGUUCGGCACCGUCGGUGUCCAGCAUCUCCAGACUCCUACGUGGACCAGCCAACCAGACUCGCCCUGACGACCCGCGCCGAAACCACUCCAUCGAUGGGAUUCUCGCUGGAAGUAGCGGUGAUGACUCUGACACGGAAAGCGAGCCGGGUAUCGCACUCAAAAGGAAACAACGAAGGAGUAGGACUACCUUCACCGGCGAGCAACUGGAGCAACUGGAAACGGCUUUUCAUCGCACGCAAUAUCCCGAUGUAUAUACGAGGGAAGAACUCGCACAAAAAACGAAACUGACGGAAGCGCGAGUGCAGGUCUGGUUCAGCAACAGACGUGCCAGGCUUCGCAAGCAGCUCAACAGUCAACAACUGAAUGCCUUCAACACUAUGAGCCUUCAGUCUUUCCAAACCCAGCACUAUGGCAGUGGUGCUGAGAGCUAUCAGAGCUACGGACAGGCGAGCGUUGCUGCCGCCGCAGCAACCACCGCCGGCUAUCCUCAACAUUACAACUAUGGGGAGAACUACUAUGCGGCGCAGCAGCAAUGGCCACGAGCGACACCGGAAAAUUACGGAUUGUUCAACGCCUCCCAUUACGGCAGCGGUAACCUUGCCUCCAACCUGACUUCCAGCAAUCUCAAUCUGGGCAGUCUGGGUGGCAGCGUAAGUCCGACCGCCUCUAACAUGAGCGCCUGCAUGGUGCAAAGUGCAUCCUCCUCCGGGGUACCAGCCCCGACGGGAAUGACGCAUCAUGUGACACCACACAGCCCUAGCGAGGCUAAGAGCGGAUAUCCGUACUUGGGUGGCAUUGAUUCCCAGGUUUGCGGAAGAGUUCAUUGAAGCACUAAAUAAGUCUGUCGUAAGGAUGAUUUCCCCAAACAGAACAGAAAAUCACGAUGACGUCGAAGUGACGAGGGAGUGAUCGAAUCGUGAUUGAAAAGUGAGUCUUUUGAUCGUUUCCUCAGCAUUUUGACAUCAUUUCGAUGUCAUCGGAAUCUUUUGUUCUGCUUGGAUCGUCAUCGAAUCGAUCGCGUGUACGAUUGAAUUGUACAAUGAGAGAGGGGGCUAACUUGAACGUAGUCGCUUCAUCGUUAUUGUUAUCCGUCUUGAUUGUUUACCAAUUCAAAAUUGGAUGUAAAAAUGUUUGCGUACAACUCGGAAAAAUUACUUGUAUCCGUGUAAAAAUAAUUAAUAUUUUUCUUAGCUUUUGUUGUUACGUUGUUGUACUGUCACGUUUCAUUCGCGUUGUUUUUCUUUCUUUUUUGUUUAGAAAACGGAAAGACUCAUGUGUUAGUCAACACUUAUAGGACGACUGAGUUUUUCUUAACUCGAUUUGCGACGUCUGAAUGUUUCUCCGAACAAAGAUUGUAAACUGUGAUAACGAUUGCGAAAUUGCAGAGUUAUCACGGUGCAUCGCCAAGAUCUUACAGAGAACUAGAAAAUAUUUUUUUUUGUAAAUUUUGUUAAUUAUAUGCUUUUUAUUAAAUAUUAUAUUUGCUUCGAUAAAGAAAGUGCUAUCCAGUCGUGUAAUUAUCCAGUCGUGUAACUGUAAAUUGCCAAGCAAGAUUGUGUUUGAAAUUUUAAUGAGAGACAUUUUAUUUAUAGAAAUGCGCCCACUGCGUAACGAUCGAUGCGCAAAAAAGUAAUCGAAUGUAAAUACAUCGUAAUCGCUUAGAUAGUAUUUCUCCAGUGACGCUACCGCAUAUUUAUGUUAGACUAAACUCACGUUAAAUCGUACGUAUAAACGUAGACCAUGCACCGAUUCUUAGGAAAUAUCGUAAUUAAGCCACGACUUAUUCGUUAUUAUAAUUAGCAAUUACAAACAAUCGUAACUUCAGUGCCUCGAUGUUUUAGUGAUUUAGAAAAUUGCCUUGUACUAGUUAUACGAUAUAGAUGUACCUAUCUGUGAAUAAACGGAUCAAAUAUAAAUAUAUUUUAUAAUAAGGUUGUACACAUCUACGCGUGAAUAAUAGUGGCGGAAUCGUACAGGAAAGUGAUUAAAAAAAUAUUGCUACUGUCCGAUCAAUGUUGCGAUCUUAUUCAACGAAUUACUUAAUUGGCCAGUUAUUUAAGAUUACUGUAAAUGACGACCACAGCCCGCAUAACGCACCUAACGAUUACAAAUGGAUUGUAUAAUACGUUACAUAAUAAAUGAAUUUUACGAGAAAUA